ACAAGCGAAGCGACGUCGAUCAACCAUGAAUCGUUUGGCAUUGUGUGCAACUCUCCUUGUUCUCGGCAUGGCUUCGAUGAACGAGGCCAUCCUCUGCCACGAGCCGCAGCCACAAGUAGGCGACUGGGUGCUUAACGAAUACGACGGCAAGGAGUGCGUGUCGCUGGUAAAAGAGCUGUGCCCCGGCAUGCACGACUACGACACGUCGUUUUGGCGCCGCGGCGAGAAGGUCAAGAGCAAUUGUCGCACCAUCCCAAGGUUGACCCCCAUUGCUACCUUUCUGGCAAGUGACAACACGUACGAAGGCCAUGCAGCCAUCUUCGAUACCUGCGACAGCGACGGCCUCUGGGUGUAUGACCAGUGGAACGAGACCGGUAAAUAUUUGAAGAGGCGCAAGGUUCCCUACGGAUACCGCGUCCCUUCAUACAAUGGCGACAACUUCUACGUAAUUGAGCUGCAACGUUGAACGAGCUCCAAUUUCGCCUCCUUACAGCCGGAAGCAGUGGUGCUUGAGCGUCGCUUCAUAUUUGAAUGAAUAAAAUCC
Molecule: messenger RNA, 544 nt
Organism: Dermacentor silvarum
Lineage: Eukaryota; Metazoa; Arthropoda; Arachnida; Ixodida; Ixodidae
Exons: 3
Coding region: 26-466 (146 amino acids)
Source: RefSeq, a predicted model, not a curated record